Molecule: messenger RNA, 1347 nt
Organism: Theobroma cacao (cacao)
Lineage: Eukaryota; Viridiplantae; Streptophyta; Magnoliopsida; Malvales; Malvaceae
Product: protein FAR-RED ELONGATED HYPOCOTYL 3-like
Source: RefSeq, a predicted model, not a curated record
GUCAUUCUUCUUUUAAGGCUACGGUUAGGUCUAAAAUUACAUGGUGCUCCUCGAACAAUUCCGAAAUCAUACGAGGUCCAAACGUCAUUCACCAAAAUAUAGAACAACCAUUGUCAGUUUGCACCAAUCGCCGUUCGCCUUUUGCUUUUCUACUUUCUGAAGUUUGGUUAAGGUUCUUGCUCUGUACUCUCCUCUGUACAGCUUGUCGAGAAGCGUUAAACCAGAACAGCUUCGAACUGCCAAAAAAAUGGCUCUUGCAUCCUUGACAUCGCUUGAUGAAUUGAUUUAGGGGUAUCCAUUUUCCAGUGCUUUCUUCAAAGUACCAUUGGAAGCAUGAUGGAUAACCAAUCUAGUCUAGAAUUUGAUUCAGAUGAAAGUGAUUUAGACGUGAGAGCUGAAGAACAUGGACAAAUGGAAGAUGUUCUCCAGAAGAAUUUGGACUUUUGUGUCAGUGAAGAUGAGAAAUUAGCAGAGCAGUCUGGUGGUAGUCUUUCCCAUAUUACUGAUGCAUUGGAACCAUACAUGGGCAUGGAAUUCAACUCAAGGGAUGAAGCUCGAGAGUUUUAUGCUGCCUAUGGCAGGCAGACUGGAUUUACUGUACGUAUACAUCAUAAUCGUCGAUCACGAGUAAACAAUCAGGUUAUUGGUCAAGAUUUUGUUUGUUCUAAAGAAGGAUUUCGAGCAAAGAAGUAUAUAUACAGAAAAGACAGAGUUCUUCCCCCACCACCAAUCACCCGAGAGGGCUGCCAAGCAAUGAUAAGGCUAGCUCUAAGAGAUGGAGCAAAGUGGGUUGUCACCAAAUUUGUUAAGGGGCACAACCAUAAACUGAUGAGUCCUAACAAAGUUCCGUUGCGAGAAUCUGGAAAGCAUCUAGUCGGUGAGGAUGAGAAGGAUAAGAGAAUACGUGAGCUGUCACUUGAGUUGUACAAUGAGAGACAAAAAUGCAAAAGACGGUGUGCCGCAUACGAAGAACAAUUGAACUUGAUCUUAAAAGACUUGGAAAAUCACACAGCACAUAUAUCAAAAACAGUUGCUGAUAUGGUGCAAAGCAUAAGAGAAAUUGAGGAGGAACAGUCAGUCUCAGAUGGAGUCGGCUAAUUAUCUUUCAACUUAAGUUAUGAUUUGUGUUGAAUCAUCAAUCAUUAAACUGGGACAAGCUGUAAGGUUCCCCCUUUCCUCUCUCCGUGCAAGAUCAAGUCUGAUCUAUGGUCUCAACUCUAGCAAAUUGCUAUAUUUGUCUAUGUAAUUCUUCUUGAUUUACCAACAUGCUUGAAUUGGGACCUUUUCUGCUUUUCAACCGCGGCAAAUUGCAUUAUAUAAUCGUACGAAAAGACAAAAUUUCCCUCU